UAACAAAUAUCAAAUAUGGUGGAUUGUUAGCGUUUCCCAAACGUGAAUUAUAUUAAAUAUCAAUUUGUCGCGAAAUAUAAUUGAGGAUUUGCCGGUGUGCGGAUUAUAUUCUUUAAGCCGCUUCUUAAUUGUAUAAUUUUUACCAAAAAAUAGCAUAGAUUUUAUUCAAUUUCAGAAAAUCAUGCGUCGUAAGAGUGAGCGUUCCUCGAGUAGGAAAUCUACAUCAAAAACUUCACCGGAAAAGAAAAUUGAGAAGGUAAAACGUCCUAAAACAAGACGAAAGAAACAAUCUACAUCGUCGGAAAAUGAAUCCCUUGACGAAGCAAGUCCGGUGCAAGAACCUGUUGUCGUAGAUAGUGAUAUAAAGCCGCCGUCAACGCCUGUAAAGGAGGAUAGCCCGGAAGAAGCACCGGAUCACGUUUGGCGUGUUAAAGCGACGGAAUCUGCGGACAGUGGGGAAAUACAGAAAUUAAAGAUAUGUCUAACUCGCCCACCGUCUACACCCGAGCGCGCAGAUAGGUCCCCGAGGAGUAAGAGAAAACAUUCGCGGGCGACUAGCUCAAGUGAUGCUACUAGUGGUGAAGGUGUAGAUGAGAAAAGGAAGACCAAACAUCGCUCCAGAAGAGGGCAUCAUGAUUCAAAGGACGAAUCGGAGAAAACUCAGGACAGCCAUGGCGAAGAGCAAGAAGCCGAAAAUGAGGCACAACAAAGUAAAGAAGCUCAAGAAAAUGAAAGUGAGGUUACUCAAAGUGAUAAGGCCCAGUCACAGAUCACAGAAUCAGCAAUAUCCACUACCAAUGAAGAGACAUCGAAUACUGCUACUGAAGAAUGUGGCCAGGCAAAUGAAGAAAACAAUACUGUCACUGAAACAGAAUGUAGAUCAGAUGCUGAUACAACUGUAGCUUCACCUAAAUCGGAAAUGGCUGAUUCCUCAAAACAAACAUCUGCACCAACUGCAGAUAAUGAAGGCAGUGUGACUGACACCCAAGACAAUUUAGGUGAAAAGCAGGAGAGUACAUUUGAGAAGCAGGAUGACACUGUUGUUGAGUCGGAAAAACAAAAGCAUUUAGAUGAACAACCAAUCCAAACAGAGGGAAGUAACUUGAUUGAAAAGCAAGAUACUGCAAUUGAGGAACACGGUGACUCAAAAAAUAGUGUAUCUGAAGCAGAAAAGAAGGAUGAAUUGAUGGAAAAUAAAAAUAUUUUGGAUGAAAAGUUUGAAAAUGCAGCUGAAAGUCAAUCAGAUAUACAAACUUCCAUUCAAGGUUUUUCUGUGGACAAAAGUGAAUCACAUGACGAAUCAGAAAUUAUAGAGUUACAUCCGGAUGAUUCCAAAAUUGAAACAUCUGACAUUGAGAUGAGUAAAGUGUCAGAGCAAGAGAGUAUGGAGGAGCCGAAGCAUGAUGAGGAUCAACAGGUAAGGGUAAGUAUAUCCAGGGAACGAGCUGUGAGUAAUGAAAAAGAAACAGAAAAAAAAGAAAAGACUAAAGAUAAUAAUGAAUCUGGUGUUGUAGAGAAUGAAAAUGAUGAAAGGGAUCUGCGAAAACCAUCAACAGAUUCAGAGCAUGAUAAGGAUACCGAAAAAUCAGAAGUCCACAAGCAACCAUUAGAAAUUGAAAGACAAAACAGUACAGAAACACCACAUUUAGAUACCACACCAACUGUCUGUGAAGAUGUUGCACAGAAUGGUCCAGCACCAACAGUUGUGAAUAGAAAGCGUAGAUGGGGUUCAAGACAUACAAAAUUAACAACACAAAAAUCCAUUACAAUCUCGACUGAUGUGUUAAAGGAAAUUAUACCUGAUGUGAAACCAGUUGAAUUUGAUGAGGUCAUAGAAGAAAAGAAACACAGGAGGGUAGAGGUUCCAGAGAAAAUUGAGCGACCAGUGCUGCCAAAAAUUAUUAUUGACAACACGGAAAGUGUUGAUCACAACAGAAAAGAAAUUGAACCUGACCAAAAGGAUAAAGAAAAUAUAAAGUCAAGAGAAUCGCAUUUGGCAGCAAAUAGAAAAAUAUCCAUAAUACAAGACAAUGAUAGCAUAUUAGCUAGGCCUCCAAGUCCACCAAAGCACAAACAGUCUUCUAUUUUGUACAUAACUAACUUGGUGAGGCCAUUUACAUUGCCUCAACUGAAGAAUCUUUUACAAAGAACGGGAAGGAUUGUGGAAAAUGGAUUUUGGAUAGAUAGGAUCAAAUCUAAAUGUUUUGUUCAAUAUGAGACUGAAGACCAAGCAGUAGAAACAAGGCAUGCAUUGCAUGGUGUUAAAUGGCCAGUUUCAAAUCCCAAAACAUUGCAAGUGGAUUUCUCUACGCCAGAUGCAUUUGACAAGGCCAAGAGUAAUGAAGAUGCUGAUAAUGCUCAGACAUCGACAAUACCUGGCACGGUAGAGGACUGGCUUCGAGAGCAAGACCAAAAGAGGGAGAGAGGGGAGGUGGUCAAUGAGAAGCCGUGGGAACGAAAAGCAGCUAUGCGCGAAUGGGAUGUUGGCAAAAAUGAAAAGAAUGAAAAAGAAAGAGAAAAAGUGCGGCGUGAGGAACGACCGCCAGAGAAAAGACGUCACCGCUCACAGGAAAGAAGCCCUGAGCCAGCAAGGAAAUUUAAGAAAAAGGAAGAAGAAGCACCUGCUAAGUUGUUAGAUGAUCUAUUUAGAAAGACGAAAACUACACCGUGCAUAUAUUGGUUGCCGCUCUCAGCUGAAACUAUAGCUAUAAAGGAGGAACAGCGGCGACAGCACAUGGCUGAAUACGAGCGGCGGAUGCAGGAGCAGCGCCGACCGCAUCGACUAUGCCUCUUCCUCAACCAUAUUAUUUUGGUGUCGUGGUGGUACACGCUGGCAGCGGUGGUGGCGGUAGCGGCGGCGCAGCAACAAACUCCUUUCACGCUCCAGGAGUUCAUUUCUGGACAGUUCACACAGCGAGGCUUCAAUGGCACAUGGAUUUCAGAUACGGAGCUGACAUUCACAAAAGCUGGUGAGGCUGGCAUCCACAUGUUUGACGUCACCACUUUGAAUUCUACUGUGCUCGUCGAGGGUGAUCUUAUGGCUUUCCUGAAUACUACCCGCCCUAUUUUAUCAGCAGACAGAAGUUACAUUUUAGCACCUAGUCAAGUAGAGCAGGUUUAUCGACACUCAACAACAGCUAGAUACGCUCUAUAUAAUAUCGAGACACGUGCUGUGAACUACAUCGCCGGGAACAACCGUCUCCAGUUGUGCAUAUUUGGCGGUGGCCAUUCUCUAGCGUAUGUGAUGGACAACAAUUUGUAUUACUUACCAGAAAAUACCACAAAUGCUAUUCAAUUGACGACUGACGGUAUUCCUGGCGUGGUAUACAACGGUCACACGGACUGGGUGUAUGAAGAGGACGUUAUGGGGACCGGACAAGCGACGUGGUUCUCUACGGAAGGAUCCUAUCUAGCAUUCGCCACUUUCAACGACACAGAAGUUGAAACUUAUUCGUACUACUACUAUGUGGACAAAAGUAACCCUGACGAUGUUUACCCUGAGCUUGUUAAUCUUAAAUAUCCCAAGGUUGGGCGCACCAAUCCAACAGUCGUUCUCCGCGUGGUAAACCUACGUGCUCUAGUUCAAACAAAUGUCGUGUCAUUCAUCACUAUGGAGCCUCCUGUUUCUGUUUCCACGGAUCACAUCCUCGGAGGCGUCACGUGGCCCACAGACAACGAAAUCGCCAUGCACUGGCUCAACAGACGUCAGAAUUACACCGUGCUGCAGAUUUGCAAUGUAGUCACUAUGCGUUGUGAGGAAGAGCACCGCCAACAGCCCAACGGUUGGGUACCAAUCGCAUUGCCACGCUUCAGCAAAAAUGGCGACUUUUAUGUAUCAACCCGCUGGUCUUUGGAGCAGGCUGACGGUAACAUCUGGCAGCAUCUUUACGUCAGUAUGAGACUCGACGGUCAGAUCAUCUCUAGUUCCAUUACUCCUGGAGCCUUCACUGUUAACAAUUACGUUGGACUGGAUGAAGAGAAUCUCUCCUACUAUUACACCCGCACGGUGACGGACGCGCCGUGGCAGUCUGAAGUGCACGUGUCGGGCGCCACCAGGGGCUGUCUGAGCUGCAACCUGGUGCUGCCCGACGGAGGCCCCUGCACCUGGGCCACCGCCACCGCCAGCCGCGACGGCUCCUACCUCACCAUCACCUGCUCCUCCCCCAAUGAGCCUUCGGCUACAUUCAUUAUUAACCCUAGGACCCGUCAAACUCUAUUCCUCUGGGAAGACAACAACAUAGUCCGUCAGCGAUUGGUGAACAAGAUCCGUCCAGGCAGCAUCAUCACGACAGUACCGCUGCAGAACGGCUUCCCGGCGCCCGUGCGCCUGCACCUGCCUCCAGGCCUGGACGUCAACGACACCACUACCAAGUACCCCGUGGUGUUUUACGUGUACUCCGGACCUAAUACUAACACUGUUUAUGAUCAGUUCACUGUUGGUUAUCACUCGUACCUGGCCACGAGCCGAAACAUUAUCUACUUAUUGGCUGAUGGACGGGGCUCGGGUCUCAAGGGACAGGAGAUUCUAUAUUCCCUCAACAAUGCUCUUGGCACUGUGGAAAUUGAGGACCAUUCCGUAAUAUUAAGGGAAGUACUAAACCGGUACAAGUUCAUAGACCCUGAGAGGGUCGGUAUCUGGGGCCACAGCUACGGUGGUUAUGCAACGCUGCUGACUCUUGCGCACGAUGAUGAAAAGCUCUUCACGUGCGGAGUCUCCGGAGCGCCUGUCACCUCUUGGCUCUACUAUAACACAAUGUACACUGAACGUUAUAUGGGCUUGCCUACGGAAGAAGAUAACCUAUCUGGGUACCAAGCUGGUGACGUCACGUUGUUAGUGGACAAGCUGAGAGGCAAAGACUUCUACCUGAUGCAUGGCAAUGCUGAUGACAACGUGCACUAUCAAAACGCGGCCAAGCUGAUCACAGCGUUGACGGAACGCAACAUACCUUUUGAACAAAUGUCAUACCCCGACGAAGCUCACAGUUUGACCGGAGUGAAUUUGCACCGAUACAACACCAUGGACCGCUAUUGGACACGCUGCCUUAAAUUAUAACUUCAAUUUAAAUUAGAAUAGAAUUAGGGAAUCCAAUUGCCUCAAUACAAUAGAGGUAAUUGUGAAAAAAAUAAAUCUUUUGAAAAUCAGAUCGCAUUAAACAUAAUUAAACACAGUUGGUAUUUAUUUAAAUAGUGUAUUUUGUAGCAAAUAUUACUUUUGUCUUCAGAAAUGAAAUCAUUGAUUCAAUAAAAGUACGACGUGUUAAAUAAUUAUAUAUGUAAUGUGAACGUGUGCUAUUUGUUUGUAACUUUUUUAAAUAUAUUUUUUUACAUGAA
Manduca sexta (tobacco hornworm) is the source of this 5331-nucleotide messenger RNA. It is a transcript of the gene Acci, whose product is annotated as apoptotic chromatin condensation inducer in the nucleus. Gene Ontology annotation, molecular function: serine-type peptidase activity; dipeptidyl-peptidase activity; RNA binding. The record is from RefSeq and is a predicted model, not a curated record. Bases 182 to 5053 code for a protein of 1623 amino acids. The transcript has 20 exons. Gene Ontology annotation, biological process: proteolysis. Lineage: Eukaryota; Metazoa; Arthropoda; Insecta; Lepidoptera; Sphingidae.